UGGAAUCACUGUGCCAUCUUACACCCAUAACAGUAACGACUGUGUUGGCAUCAAAAUCCAUAGUGUGAACUAACUUCCUAUUUAGCGUUGAUUGACAUGGUAAUCGACCAAUAGUAUUGGAGAAAAGUUGAAAAAACUGACCCCUCUGACGCUGUACAUUAAAGUGUGAUGUGUCACGGCGCAACUCAUUCUGUACCUUACAGCCUCUUUCUGUCAGGAGGAGCGCCUCUCUCGCAGAUGAAAAACAAGAAAUGAUCAAUGCCUACCAAGAGUCUCCAUUGAACAACGCCUAAAACGGGAAGCUAUUUGAAUCCAAGAAAAUGGUGUCUGUAUCUGUGAUUGCCAUGGCAGUUGGAACUGGUACGGUAGCAGUGUUCAUGGCCCCUUGUGCUUUGGGAGCGAUGGGGUUCGGUGCUGGUGGGGUUGCAGCUGGAUCAACCGCAGCAGGCAUGAUGUCUUCUGCAGCUGUGGCCAAUGGAGGUGGGGUAGCAGCAGGGAGUCUUGUUGCUGCUCUACAGUCAGCAGGAGCUGCAGGACUCACCAGUGUGGCCACAGCGGUUGUGGGAAGUGUAGGCGCGGCAGCCGGUGGAGCGGUGGGAUGGGUGUCCUCUAAGUUCAGGGGGUGACCUUAACAUUCAGCCGUACUGACGCUGGGGACUCAUCCUCGCUAUGAUUAUAUUGAUAAUAAAAUUGAUUAUACUGAAAA
Molecule: messenger RNA, 706 nt
Organism: Salmo salar (Atlantic salmon)
Lineage: Eukaryota; Metazoa; Chordata; Actinopteri; Salmoniformes; Salmonidae
Product: interferon alpha-inducible protein 27, mitochondrial
Biological process (GO): intrinsic apoptotic signaling pathway; release of cytochrome c from mitochondria
Cellular component (GO): mitochondrial membrane
Source: RefSeq, a predicted model, not a curated record